GAACUUUGACAUAUUUCGUAGUGCUAGUGAUGUAACCAAACAAAUGAAAACAUUUUUGUUUUGUUUUUGAAUAUCCAUCUGUCGAUUUAUCAUUUUUAAAAGUGAAGUGACCGAUUUUGUCACUCUUCAUUUGGAUUCACGGACCAGUAGUAUUUUCAAUGAAUCAGAAACCGUUGACACAACUUUCUAUUGCUGUACUGUGACGUCAUGUUAAUGAGUUAGAGUGCAAGUCAUUAUAAUAGGAACCUUGACUUCAGAAAAAUUGGAAUUGUCCAUGAGUAACUACAUUCGCCAAAUAUCGAGCAGUUCACCUUACACAGCCGUUACAAGAACUGUUUUCUACUUUACAAUAAUUUUUGCUAAAAUGUCUACGGGUACUUCUACUGCGGAUGUUGGACGAAUGCCAGUGUUUUAUAUUUCACAUGGAGGUCCAGAUCUCAUUGAGGAUACCAGAAAACCGGGAGAAUUUUACACUUGGUUCGGAAACUACUUGAAAACUGAGUUAAAACCAAAGGCUGUGGUCUGCAUUAGUGCUCAUUGGCAGGGUAGAGGCAGUAAAGGAAUUUUCGUUGAUGUGUCUAAGAAGCCGAAGCUAAUUUACGAUUUCUAUGGAUUUCCGAAGCGUUAUUACUCAGUCACUUGGGAUCAUCAAGGAUCGCCGGAAAUAGCAUCUCGCGUUAUUGGUCUACUGAAACAGAAUCAAAUCAAUGCUGAAGGUGUCAACUAUGGUAACGAUCAUGGAGUAUGGGUGCCGCUCAAAAGAGCAAUGGAUUCGAAUCCGGAUAUCCCCAUAAUUGAGGUGUCAACAUUUGAACAUGAAGAUAUGGAACUUCACACGAAAAUGGGAGAAACACUUUCACCUUUACGGGAUGAAGGAGUGGUGAUAAUCGGUUCCGGUUCUGCCGUACACAAUUUACGGAUGUACAUGUCUUAUCCAAGCGAUCAACCAUCACCGCAGUUUGUGGCUGACUUUGACAACGAAAUGGAAAGGAUUGCAUGCAAUUUAAAGGGUGAUGAACGGAAAAAGGCAGGAAACAAAUUAAGCGAACAUCGCCAUUUUCGACACAGCCAUCCCACUGCAGAACACUUAGUGCCUUAUCACAUUGCUCUGGGUGCGGCUGGAUCAGACGCAGGUGUUAAAUUACUACACGGAUACUACUCUACAUUGUCUUGGGGUAGUUAUGGUUUUGGUAUGGCGACCAACUUUAAAACAUUUCGCCGAGACGAACUGUGAUUCAUAUGAAAUAAAAAAAAAACUAUUUUCGAUUGAAAUUCAGGGAUAAAUAAAAGGGUUACUAACAUAUCGCACUACAAA
Molecule: messenger RNA, 1315 nt
Organism: Bradysia coprophila
Lineage: Eukaryota; Metazoa; Arthropoda; Insecta; Diptera; Sciaridae
Molecular function (GO): dioxygenase activity; ferrous iron binding; zinc ion binding
Source: RefSeq, a predicted model, not a curated record